Messenger RNA from Elaeis guineensis (African oil palm), 1421 nucleotides. Lineage: Eukaryota; Viridiplantae; Streptophyta; Magnoliopsida; Arecales; Arecaceae. The record is from RefSeq and is a predicted model, not a curated record.
AUGUUAUCGGCUGCCAUCACUCCUCCCUAACCCCCGGUCAUGGCGAUUCUCCUCUCCUCCGCCCUCCUUGCUCCCACCCCGCCUCCUCGACUCAAAAGAUCUCCGAUCAAUUCCCACUCCUCCCCCUCCGGCGAUAAGCUCGGCUUCCCCAGCGAUCGAUUCGCGGUUCCAGAAGGCCCCUUCUCCCCCUCUUCGGCUUCUCGGAAGCUCUCCUCUUACUUGGCCUCCACCUCCUGUUCCUCCCCUUCUUAUUCUAGGGUUGCGGGCCGGAUCGGGUCCGUGAGGUGCGAGGCUAUCGGAGAAGGAUCGCAGCCGUCUUUCGAUGAUCGGACAGUCUAUCAAGGAAUAUACGGCCCGUGGACUGUUGAUCCAUCAGACGUUCGCGAGGUGGUCUUAUAUAGAUCUGGAUUAGUGACAGCAGCUUUGUCAUUUGUAAUUGCUGCUUCUGCAGCUUUUCUUCCUGAAGGCAAUAUAUUGGGGGAUGUUAUCAAGCAGGAUAUUGACUUCUUGUAUAUUAUUGGAGCUGGAGGUUUAGGUUUAUCAUUAUUACUGAUUCACAUAUACGUCACUCCUAUUAAACGCCUCCUCCAAGCUUUAUGGGCAAUUGGUGUUUUUGGAUCUGUUGGAACCUAUCUAACUCUUGCCCAACCUCUUGAUGAGAGCUUGGUAAGAUAUGUCAUAGACAACCCAGCCGCCCUGUGGUACGUUGGGCCUCUCUUUGCAGCAUUGACUGGUCUUGUCUUUAAAGAAGGACUCUGCUAUGGAAAGUUAGAAGCUGGUAUCCUGACAUUCAUCAUCCCUGGACUUCUUCUUGGUCAUCUGACUGGUUUAAUGGAAAACGGGGCAAAAUUAAGUCUGUUGGGUUUGUGGAUGGCUCUCUUUGUGGUAUUUGCAGCAAGGAAGUUUCAGCAGCCCAUUAAGGAUGAUAUUGGUGAUAAAUCUGUUUUCAUGUUCAAUGCUCUACCUGAGGAGGAAAAGAAGGCUUUGCUUCAGAAGCUUGAGCAAUGACAAGAUCAGAAGCUUGAUUAAUAUGUAAUUGCAGAAACAGAAGCUCACAUGUAAUCCAAAGCGAGGGUAUAUGAAACAAGUAUUCUGGGGGCCUUGGACUGCAUAGUAGAUUACUUACUGCAAUGCCUACUGUUGUGCUUAAUCCAUCAAUGGCACCUUCAGAGAGUAUCAAUUGCUACUCCAAGGAAGAUGUUCUGCAUUUCUAAUUUACCCAUUGCGUACACAUCACUAGCAAUUAGAAGACCAAAGUGACAUCUUCAGAGAGGCUUGUAGCAGUAUGAUAUUUGAUUUUCAUGUUCUGUACACAAUAAAUUACAACGUCUAUCCAAAUUAAAUAUCAGUACUGGUGCUAGAUAAAACUAUCAUGUCCCGAACAAAUUGCCAUAGUGAAGGUGGAAAACCCUCUUGCAUCA